Molecule: messenger RNA, 2961 nt
Organism: Macadamia integrifolia
Lineage: Eukaryota; Viridiplantae; Streptophyta; Magnoliopsida; Proteales; Proteaceae
Product: crooked neck-like protein 1
Exons: 7
Coding region: 250-2373 (707 amino acids)
Biological process (GO): mRNA splicing, via spliceosome; spliceosomal complex assembly
Cellular component (GO): Prp19 complex; U2-type catalytic step 2 spliceosome; post-mRNA release spliceosomal complex
Molecular function (GO): protein binding
Source: RefSeq, a predicted model, not a curated record
UGGGUCUGAACGACUACUGAUACAGUUUAGAUUGGGUGAAGAAGAUGUAGAAGUGAUCGAAAAGGGUUUCUUUACGAAAAAAUCGAAAAGGUAAAGAAGGGCAAGGGUGCGCGCCAGGGGACUGGCUUGUUGCUCUGUCGUUCUUGUGAAUCGCUUCAGGAUUGAGAUUCAGAUUUGAGGAGUGAACUGGUUGAUUCUCAGGUACUUCGAUUUUAGGCUAGUUUGAUUUUCCUGUGAUUCCUUACAGCCAUGGCCUCUGCAAAAGAUUCAGACCCCUCGUUAGGGUUUCUUACAAGAAAAGAGACAGAGGUGAAACUCCCUCGACCUACGAGGGUCAAGAACAAAACUCCUGCUCCUAUUCAGAUUACUGCUGAGCAAAUUCUCAGGGAAGCUCGUGAACGUCAAGAAGCAGAGAUCAGACCACCCAAGCAAAAGAUAACCGACUCGGCUGAGCUUUCGGAUUACCGUCUGCGCAAGCGCAAGGAGUUCGAAGACCUAAUUCGCAGAGUCCGAUGGAACGUAGGCGUGUGGAUCAAGUACGCCCAAUGGGAGGAAUCUCAGAAGGAUUUUGCUCGUGCUCGAUCGAUUUGGGAACGAGCAUUGGAGGUCGAUUAUCGAAACCAUACACUUUGGUUGAAGUAUGCCGAAGUGGAGAUGAAGAACAAAUUCAUCAAUCAUGCCAGGAACGUUUGGGACCGAGCUGUUACUCUUCUCCCUCGUGUCGAUCAGCUUUGGUACAAGUAUAUACACAUGGAGGAGAUGCUCGGAAAUGUUGCUGGGGCUCGACAGAUCUUCGAGCGCUGGAUGAAUUGGAUGCCCGACCAGCAAGGUUGGCUCUCCUACAUUAAAUUCGAGCUUCGCUACAAUGAGAUUGAGCGAGCCAGGGCAAUAUUCGAAAGGUUUGUGCGGUGUCACCCCAGAGUUGGAGCUUGGAUUCGGUAUGCCAAAUUCGAGAUGAAAAAUGGAGAGGUGCCUAGAGCUAGGAACUGCUAUGAGAGGGCUGUUGAGAAAUUGGCAGACGAUGAGGAGGCUGAACAGUUGUUUGUGGCAUUUGCAGAGUUUGAAGAAAGGUGCAAGGAGACGGAGAGAGCUAGGUGCAUUUAUAAAUUUGCACUUGACCACAUACCGAAGGGAAGGGCUGAGGAUCUCUAUAGAAAAUUUGUUGCAUUCGAGAAGCAGUAUGGCGACAGGGAGGGGAUAGAGGAUGCCAUUGUGGGAAAGAGGAGAUUUCAGUACGAAGAAGAGGUUAGAAAGAACCCUCUUAACUAUGAUUCGUGGUUUGACUAUAUCCGUCUAGAAGAAAGUGUGGGAAAUAAAGACAGGAUCAGGGAAGUCUAUGAGCGUGCCAUUGCUAAUGUUCCUCCGGCUGCAGAGAAGCGUUACUGGCAGCGGUACAUUUACUUGUGGAUUAAUUAUGCUUUAUAUGAGGAGCUUGACACGCAGGAUAUGGAGAGAACAAGAGAAGUCUACAGGGAGUGCCUUAAGCUGAUUCCCCACGAGAAGUUCUCAUUUGCCAAAAUUUGGUUAUUGGCUGCCCAAUUUGAAAUACGUCAGAAAAAUCUGAAGGCUGCACGGCAAAUACUAGGCAAUGCAAUUGGGAAGGCUCCCAAAGAUAAGAUAUUUAAGAAAUAUAUCGAGAUAGAGUUGCAGCUUGGAAAUAUCGAUCGUUGUCGAAAACUAUAUGAAAAGUAUUUGGAAUGGGCACCAGAGAACUGCUAUGCAUGGAGCAAAUAUGCGGAGCUGGAAAGGUCAUUGAGUGAGACGGAGAGGGCUAGAUCUAUUUUUGAGCUUGCAAUAGCCCAACCUGCAUUGGAUAUGCCAGAGUUAUUGUGGAAGGCAUACAUUGACUUUAACAUAUCAGAAGGUGAAUACGAAAGAACUAGGGAACUGUAUGAAAGGCUUCUAGAUCGAACCAAGGACUUAAAGGUGUGGAUUAGUUACGCAAAGUUUGAAGCAUCUCUUGCUUUGCAAGAGGAGGACAAGGGUACGAACAUGGAGGAGGAGAAUGAUUUGUCUUCCCUUCAUGAACAGAAGAAGCAGUGCCUCCAAUGUGCUAGAAGGGUCUUCGAAAGGGCAGUUAACUACUUCCGAACAUCAGCACCUGAACUAAAAGAGGAAAGGGCCAUGCUUUUGGAGGAGUGGCUUGACAUGGAGAGGAGCUUUGGUACCAUUGGAGAUGAAAGUCUAGUCAAGAAUAAGUUACCAAAGAAGCUCAAAAAGAAGAGGUCAAUUGUCUCUGAGGAUGGUCCAGCUGGGUUUGAAGAGUAUUACGACUACCUCUUUCCGGAGGAAACUCAGGCUCCAAAUCUCAAAAUCUUGGAAGCAGCCUACAAGUGGAAAAGGCAAAAAGUUGGUUCCGAUGACGAUUCAUAGGGAAAUCCUCUUUCUGUCGACAAAUUCAUGGAAUUUUGUGGGUGGAUCUCUGUGGGCACUUUCUUUUCUUUUGUUGCAACCUUGACGAUUCGUAGGAAAAUCCUGUCUGCAAAUUCAUGGAAUUUUGUGGGUGGAUCUCUGUGGGCACUUUUCUUUUGUUGCAAUCUUGUCCUAAUUUUGUAAGUACAGAUGAUGUUGGUUCAUUUCCUUUCUCUUUUCUUUUUUUUUCCUUUCCUGGAAGGGGGUGGGGUUGUAGAAACGCUGCGCAUUAAACAGAAGGUGACCCUCUCAAAGUCGAAGUUAAGUGGUUGGCCCAAGUUCUGGACCACCUGAAUCGUAACUCCAUCUAUUGAUCAGUGACGGGAUUUCGCUCAGUUGUAAUUAACCUGUUGGAUGGAUUCCUUCAAUUGGUCUGCACGUCCUCUGCAACACACGCAUGCUGCCAGGAGCUACGUGGACUCGGCUAAUUCUCAUUCUGGUGAGAUUGUGUAUUAUAUUUAGGUAGUGCUGUCAAAGGAAUGGUCUGCAAGAGUCUGACAUCUUAUUUGUUUCCCCUAUUGUAACAUGUGAGGCUGGAUCCUGUAGUCA